UCCCAACACUAGGAGGCGGGGCUUAUUCUGACCAAUGAGAAUCGCGCGGGCAAGUUUCAAAACAAAAAUGGCGACAGAAAGAGCAGUCGCGACACUUGAAAGAACUGACCCUUCUCUACUGAGGACAUGCGAUUCCACCGAGGCUCAGGACGCAGGAGAGGGACAGGUUAUGACAGCUUAUUUCAUGGACUGCAGGCGGAAACAGAAGAUCAUGUGCCAGCAGUAUGGUGUGAUGGAUGAUAUGUUUAAGCUUCUUGCAGGUCUGGAGUCAGCAGAGCAGUUCCUGAAUGAACCCUGUCCACCUAAACCAGACGCUGAGGCCAGCACUCCCUGGAAGGCUUUGAAGGCAGAGUAUCUUGAGCAAGUCCAGGAAGUGGAAGGGCUGAUAGGCACGCUGGUGGAGCGCAUGGAAGAGCUACUCCAAAAACGGCAAAAGCUGGAGGCUCUGCUGGUAUCCCUGGAAAAAAAAAAAGAGGAGUACAAGGAACAGGAAAGAGUUGUACUACACUCGAAGCAGAGAGCUGAAAAACAGAUGCAUCUGCAAUUAGACGAUUCCCUGCAGAGAGCCCAAGAUGCCUUGCGUGCUUGUGACAGACAGCUUUCUGAACUUAAAAUCCAAGUAGACAAACAGUUAUCCCAGGUGGCUAAUUGGACAGCAUUUAGAGACAGGUUACAGGCCACACUGGAAGUCACGCAGGCUAAUAUGCAGUACAGGUUAUUGUCUGCGAGCCCCUCUGAGCUGCGUUUAGAGCUUCUGCCCCGCACCACCCAACAGUCCCUGCAGCCUCUGCAUCUGUCUGUUACCAUGACAACAGAGAACCGCUUCCACCUGCAGGUUUUUCAAGGCACUGCUGGCCUCUUGGAGGAGUCAGCGGAAGGGCAUGUAAGAGAGCUGAGUGCUGCACUGUUGGAAGUGAUGGAGUGCUACAUUAGUCAAGGAAAGAUGCUUGCUGAAAUCCAGGCUCUGCAUUCCAGGUUUGCAAUCGACUGGUGUCCAGCAAAGCGCCUGCUGACCUUUCUCAAGUCCGCCACCAUAGUAUGCCACCUGGAGCUGGAUGAGGGCUACCCAUCAAAUGGCCAUGCCAAACUGCUUGCUGUGCGCAAAGAUGGUAACCCUCUCGACCUCUCUGCCCUGCAGCCCCCUGUGAUGAAUCCUACUCUGACAGAUUGGCUUGAGUUUCUUUCCUCAUAUCCACUUCUCUAAGCACAGCCUGCAGCAUCAUGUUAGUCAGAUGGAAUUAACUCCCAGAGUGAAUCAGUACAAAAAACUUUACUAUUGCUUCAUUUCAACUGUAUUUGUAUGCUAAAAUAGUCUUGUUUCAACUGGUAAUGUAUAUACACUGAAAAAAAACAACCCUAAUGCUGUUAGCUGUUGUCAACCAGAACAGAUUUUGAGCAUCAACAUGUACAUCAAAUAUUGUCCUUUUUGUGUUUGUAUUGUUCAGUGUAUUCUCUCUUUACUAUCUUUUGUAGAAAUUUUUUGUUUGUUUGAUUAAAAGUCAUUGUGUGUAUUUUUUAUAUAUU
This is a messenger RNA of Hemibagrus wyckioides, 1524 nucleotides long. Its product is annotated as ZW10 interactor. The transcript has 10 exons. Gene Ontology annotation, cellular component: dendrite; cytosol; kinetochore. The record is from RefSeq and is a predicted model, not a curated record. Gene Ontology annotation, biological process: mitotic sister chromatid segregation; establishment of localization in cell; mitotic cell cycle checkpoint signaling. NCBI's taxonomy places the organism in Eukaryota, Metazoa, Chordata, Actinopteri, Siluriformes, Bagridae. The coding region runs from base 35 to 1204 and encodes 389 amino acids.